Actinia tenebrosa (Australian red waratah sea anemone) is the source of this 1661-nucleotide messenger RNA. RefSeq lists its product as uncharacterized. NCBI's taxonomy places the organism in Eukaryota, Metazoa, Cnidaria, Anthozoa, Actiniaria, Actiniidae. Gene Ontology annotation, biological process: regulation of transcription by RNA polymerase II. The record is from RefSeq and is a predicted model, not a curated record. Gene Ontology annotation, molecular function: DNA-binding transcription factor activity, RNA polymerase II-specific; RNA polymerase II cis-regulatory region sequence-specific DNA binding.
UGUCAACCCAAGAUCAGUUAGAUCCAGAUUGGUAUGGUUAUGAGUGCAAGUCAGGACAGGUUCUGUUCUUUUAUAACAAGAUCACAGGAGAACACAGAUGGGCAGGAGAAUAUGGGAAUAACAACAUCAUCCCUAUAAAAUGUGAGCCUGUGGAUGGGACCAGUGCAAGAGAUGUUUCUACACAGACUGAUCAUGAUGUCAACUGUGUGAAUGGGUGUUUGUCAAUGUAUAUUGAUACCAGUCAUGAUCAAGAGACUGAUCACUCAGAUUCAAGAGAAGACAUGGAGCGUCAAGGGGUCCACAGUGAAGGUGCACAAACAGACCACAUAAAAGGGUGCACUUCAAGUUCCAUUGAGAAUAUCGUUGAAAUGCAGAACUGUCCACCUGCAGAAAAUGAUCAAACCACAUGCGCAGAUUUCGGUACAUCAGUUUCAUCAACGGAAUUCGAUGGACAUGGCGUGAAUUGUCUUGGGAGUACAAGUGAUGGUAGGGAUAUCGAUGGAGAAACAUCCUCUUGUGUAGAACAAAAAGAUAUCAGGAGCACUGUAAGCAGUAAUUAUGAUGAUAAACACCACGAUGAUCAACACAAGGAAUUAAAUUUAAAUCAAGAAACACACAGAUGUCAUACAUGUAACACAGCAUUUACGCGACAUAGUCAGUUAGAGCAGCACGAACGUAUUCAUACGAGUGUCAGACUAUACAAGAAUGAUAACUGUAGCAAGGCAUUUGCACGAAAGGAUAAUUUAAAAAUACAUGAACGUAUACAUACAGAUGUCAAACCAUACAAGUGCACAUGUUGUGACAAAUCAUUUAGACGACAGGAGAACCACUUAACGAGACAUGAACGUAUUCAUAUGGGCGUCAAACCUUACAAGUGCACAUGCUGUGACAAGACAUUUACGAAACAGUCGUAUCUAACGAUACAUGAACGUAUCCAUACAGGUGUCAAACCAUACAAGUGCACUAUUUGUGAAAAGACAUUUACACGACAGGGUAGUCUCAAGAUGCAUGAACAUGAACGUAUCCAUACAGGUGUCAAACCAUACAAGUGCACUAUUUGUGAAAAGACAUUUACACGACAGGGUAGUCUCAAGAUGCAUGAACGUAUCCAUACAGGUAUCAAACCAUACAAGUGUGCCAUUUGUGAAAAGACAUUUACACGACAGCGUAGUCUCAAGAUGCAUGAAAGUAUCCAUAUAGGUGUCAAACCAUACAAGUGCACUAUUUGUGACAAGACAUUUAGACAACAGUCUUAUCUGAAGGUACAUGAACGUAUCCAUACAGGUGUCAAACCAUACGAGUGUGCACACUGUCACAAGAGAUUUACGGAACAGGGUAGUCUCAAGAUACAUGAAAGUAUUCAUACGGGUGUCAAACCAUACAAGUGCGCUAUUUGUGAAAAGACAUUUACACGACAGGAUAAGCUAAAGAUGCAUGAACGUAUCCAUACAGGUGUCAAACCAUACAAGUGCACUAUUUGUGUCAAACCAUACAAGUGCACUAUUUGUGACAAGACAUUUACACAACAGGGUAGUCUCAAGAUGCAUGAACGUAUCCAUACAGGUGUCAAACAAUACAAGUGCACAUGUUGUGACAAGACAUUUAGACGAAAGGACCGUUUAAAGAAACACAAGCGUAUCCAUACAGGCGUCGAACCAUAA